AUGCAAAUGCUUUCUUUAAAUUUUUUUAUAUACACCGUUGGCGGUAUAUGGCGACCUGUUGAGUGGUCAUCAAAUGGUGCUAAGCUGCUGUAUAAUGUAUUUACCUUUAUUAUAAUAUCUUCGGAAUACUUUUUGGUGUUAACUCAAUUUAUGGAUAUAGUUCUUAUUGUCGAUAAUAUCGACGAUUUUGCCACUAAUACUCUAAUGUUCCUAACUAUUGUUGCCGUAUGUUGUAAAGCGACUGUCGUUGUGGUACGUCGAAACGAGAUCAUCAACUUAGUGCAAAUAUUAUUGAAAGCACCAUAUAAACCUCGAGACGAGGAUGAAGUAGCUAUACAAACAAAAUUUGAUAAAUUCAUCAGAUCAUGCUCGAUAAAAUAUUCACUUUUAGCAACAAGUUCCGUUACAGGCACUACAAUAGGAUCAGUAUUAAACGCUAUGCAAGGUCACCUGCCUUAUCGAAUAUGGCUGCCAUAUAAUUACAAUGUAUCUACGUUUUGGAUUAUAUCCGUUCAUCAGAUCUUAACUAUAAUUUUUGCUACGAUGAUAAAUGUUGGCACGGAAACCUUAGUUUUCGGAUUGAUUUUACAAACGUGUGCUCAGCUUGAAAUUUUCAAAAGUCGUCUUCACAAGUUCAUAAUUAAAAAGACAGUUAAAUAUCUCGGACAUGCACGCUCUUUGUCGAAUGAAGAUAAAACAUGGAUAUCGGAAUGCAUACGCCAUCAUCUCAGGAUUUACAAAUACGCCAAAACGGUAAACAUCAUAUUCAACCAAGUGCUUUUCGUUCAGUUUUUUAGUAGUAUACUGGUAUUAUGUACGAGUGUGUAUUACUUGUCAAUGCAUAUCAAGGAACUAUCUGCAGCUGCACCCUUAUUAGUAUAUACCAUUUGCAUGUUUGUACAAAUCUUCGUUUACUGCUGGUCCGGAAACGAAGUCAUGCUUAAAGUAACUAUCAUGUGCGCUUUUUUUGGAAAGGAAGCGAAUCUAAAUAUGCAAAUAUUUUCUCUAAAUUUUUUAAUGUACACCAUUGGCGGUAUAUGGCGACCUGUUGAGUGGUCAUCAAAUGGUGCCAAACUGCUGUAUAAUAUAUUUACCUUUAUUAUAGUAUCUUCGGAAUAUUUUUUGCUGUUAACUCAAUUUAUGGACAUAAUUUUUGUUGUUAAUAAUGUCGAUGAUUUUGCUAGUAAUACUCUAAUACUUUUGAGUAUUGUUGCUGUUUGUUGUAAAACCACUGUCGUUGUGGUACGUCGGAAUGCGAUCAUCAAUUUAGUGCAAGUAUUGCUGAAAGCACCAUACAAACCUCGAGACGAAGAUGAAGUAGCAAUACAAACAAAAUUUGAUAAAUUCAUCAGAUCAUGCUCGAUAAAAUACUCACUUUUAGCAACAAGUUCCGUUACAGGCGGUACAAUAGGAUUUGUAUUAAACGUUAUGCAAGGUCACAUGCCUUAUCGAAUAUGGCUGCCAUGUAAUUACAAUGUGUCUAUGAUGUUUUGGACUAUAUCCAUUCAUCAAAUGGUAACUACAAUUUUUGCCACUAUGAUAAAUGUUGGCACGGAAACCCUAGUCUUUGGAUUGAUUUUACAAACAUGUGCCCAGUUUGAAAUAUUGGAAAGUCGUCUUCAUAAAUUAAUAAUUAAUAAAACAGUUAAAUAUCUGGGACAUGCAAGCUGUUUGUUAAAUGAAAACGAAGCAGAUCUGUCGGAGUGCAUACGUCAUCAUCUCAGCAUUUACAAAUACGCCAAAGCGGUAAACGUCAUAUUCAACCAAGUGCUCUUCGUUCAAUUCUUUAGUAGUAUACUGGUAUUAUGUACAAGUGUGUAUUACUUGUCAACACAUAUGAAAGAACUUUCUGCAACUAUAUCUUUUUUAGUAUAUACCAUUUGCAUGUUUGUACAAAUCUACUUUUACUGCUGGUCCGGAAACGAAGUCAUAUUUAAAAGUAUGAGCAUAGCAGACGCUGUAUAUCAUAUGAAUUGGCCAUUAUUAUCAAUCAACGAAAAGAAAGGAUUAUUGAUGAUCAUGAUACGCAGCACAAUUCCUGUAAAGUUCACAAGCAGCUUCUUGAUAACUUUAUCCCUUCAGUCUUAUAGCAACGUAAUUCUUGUUGUCAAUAAUGUCGAUGAUUUUGCUACUAAUACUCUAACGUUUUUGAGCAUUGUUGCCGUUUGUUGUAAAGCGACUGUCGUUGUGGUACGUCGAAACGAGAUCAUCAACUUAGUGCAAAUAUUAUUGAAAGCACCAUAUAAACCUCGAGACGAGGAUGAAGUAGCUAUACAAACAAAAUUUGAUAAUUUCAUCAGAUCAUACUCGAUAAAAUACUCACUUUUAGCAACAAGUUCCGUUACAGGCACUACAAUAGGAUCAGUAUUAAACGUUAUGCAAGGUCACCUGCCUUAUCGAAUAUGGCUGCCAUGUAAUUACAAUGUAUCUACGACGUUUUGGAUUAUAUCUAUUCAUCAGAUUAUAACUUUAAUUUUUGCCACCGUAAUAAAUGUUGGCACGGAAACCUUAGUCUUUGGAUUGAUUUUACAAACGUGUGCUCAGUUUGAAAUACUCGAAAGUCGUCUACACAAAUUAAUAAUUAAUAAAACAAUUAAAUAUCUGGGACGUGAAAGCUUUUUGUCGAAUGAAGACAAAACAACACUGUCAGAGUGCAUACAUCAUCAUCUCAGCAUUUACAAAUACGCCAAAGCGGUAAAUGUCACAUUCAACCAAGUUCUCUUUGUUCAGUUCUUUAGUAGUAUACUGGUAUUAUGUACAAGUGUGUAUUACUUGUCAAUGCACAUUAAGGAACUGUCUGCAGCUGUAUCUUUAUUAGUAUAUACCAUUUGCAUGUUUGUACAAAUCUUCGUUUACUGCUGGUCUGGAAACGAAGUCAUGCUUAAAAGUACGAGCAUAGCAGACGCUAUCUAUCGUAUGGAUUGGCCAUUACUAUCGAUCAAUGAAAAGAAAGGAUUGUUGAUGAUCAUGAUACGUAGCACAAUUCCUGUAAAGUUGACUAGCAGCUUCUUGAUAACUUUAUCCAUUCAGUCUUACAACAAUGUUAGUAUUAUUUGGUGUCCAAAUAAAUAUUUGAUAUAGUAUGUAUCAAAUAUGA
This is a messenger RNA of Mycetomoellerius zeteki, 3097 nucleotides long. RefSeq lists its product as uncharacterized. Bases 1 to 3081 code for a protein of 1026 amino acids. The transcript is spliced from 11 exons. Gene Ontology annotation, cellular component: plasma membrane. Gene Ontology annotation, biological process: detection of chemical stimulus involved in sensory perception of smell; sensory perception of smell. Lineage: Eukaryota; Metazoa; Arthropoda; Insecta; Hymenoptera; Formicidae. Gene Ontology annotation, molecular function: odorant binding; olfactory receptor activity. The record is from RefSeq and is a predicted model, not a curated record.